This is a messenger RNA of Thyridium curvatum, 1053 nucleotides long. RefSeq lists its product as uncharacterized. The transcript has 3 exons. Bases 1 to 1053 code for a protein of 350 amino acids. NCBI's taxonomy places the organism in Eukaryota, Fungi, Ascomycota, Sordariomycetes, Thyridiales, Thyridiaceae. Gene Ontology annotation, molecular function: oxidoreductase activity, acting on the CH-CH group of donors, NAD or NADP as acceptor. The record is from RefSeq and is a predicted model, not a curated record.
AUGGUCCAGAAUAGAGCGCUCGUGUUCAGCGCGGUGCCGGACGGGCUUCCUGUUGCUGGUAAGCACAUGCAAGUGCAGGCAACCGAGUUCGACGACGCGGCCCAACCACCAGCUGGCGGCUUCACCGCCAAGACGAUAUAUGCAUCUUUAGACCCUUACUUGCGCCUCCGGCUCGUUGCGCCAGACAAACCACGUCCGGGUUUCGAGCCGCUCCCAGCUGGUAGCAUCAUUCCAAAUACCGUCAUUGCGAGAAUCAUCAAGUCCGACAAUGCGGCACUCCCGCCCAAUACAGUGGUCAUCGGAAUGGCGCCCAUACAGGAAUACAUCUCGGUCACUGGAGAGCAGGCUUUCCAGUUUUCCCCUCUGCAAAACCCAGCCAAUGUGGACCUCAAACUGUUCCUCGGACCGCUUGGCAUGCCUGGCCUGGCCGCGUACGCUGGCCUGUAUGAGGUUGCUAAGCCUCGCACUGGAGAGACCAUUUUUGUGUCGGGUGCCAGCGGCGCCGUCGGCCAAUUGGUGGGCCAGAUAGCCAAGCAAGCCGGACUCAGAGUAAUUGGGGCCGCAGGCAGCGACGAGAAGGUCAGGCUACUGACCGAUGUUUUCAAAUUUGACGGCGCGUUCAAUCAUCGUGAUGGAGACGCGCGAGCUCAUUUGGAGCGCCUUGCUCCGGGUGGAAUAGACAUCUAUUAUGAUAAUGUUGGCGGCGAGCUGUUAGACGUCGCGAUUGACGCCAUGAAACCCCUGGGGAGAAUAGUCGCCUGUGGCCAGUCAUCGCAGUACAAUGCGCUACCGAGUCAGCAAUAUGGCAUCCGGAAUACGUGGCAGAUGCCUGGCAAGCGGAUCACCUGGCGUGGCAUGAACAUUUUCGAUGACGGCCUCGGCGACAAGUAUCGGGCCGUGCACCAAGAGAAAGUAGGCCAAUGGAUAAGUGAUGGCACCAUGCAGGCUGUGUUCAGCGAAACGAAGUCCAUUGAAGAAGCCCCCGCCGGCCUUGCUGAUCUCUUCGCCGGCAAGAAUGUGGGCAAGGCUGUUAUACACUUCGGCGAACAAUAA